GAGAGAGAGAGAGAGAGAGAGAGAGAAACUUAGCUACAAAAAGGGUGAUUAGAUACUCCCAUCCCAAGAAUCUCUCUCCCCUGUAUUGGGUGUUUUGUUUUUUCUUUUCUUCUGUUUCCUCUUAUUCUUUGGGACCUGUAGCUAAGAUCUGCAGACUGGGAGGACUAACUGCAGGGAGAAAGCACCGUGCGCGGAAAGGGAGGAUAGUCUGCUGGGAGGAACGACGCGCUCCACUCUGGUGUCUCAGUAGUUUGCCGGAGUCCAGAUCCCGGCUUCCCCGCCCCUAUUCCCUGCUCCUCCCCCACUAUCCACCCCUCUCCCUUCUAUCCCCUUUUCACCAUGUAAAGUCUCCCGGGGGCCUUCUCGGACUAGUCGAAGAGACAAGCAACUUUGCUUUCUCGCGUGGGCCAAACCAGGACAGGGCAGGGCAGAGCAGAGCAGAGUCUGGCAAAGCCGGGACAAGGACUGGACCGGACCCACCACAGCACGAUGACCGAAGAGAGCAAAGGGGAAGGCAAAGGGGAGAGCGGGAAAGACCUAGAGAAGCAGCUUCGCCUCCGAGUGUGUGUCCUGAGCGAGCUCCUGAAGACCGAAAGGGACUAUGUGGGGACGCUGGAGUUUCUGGUGUCGGCCUUUUUGCAUCGAAUGAUCCAAUGCGCAGCAUCAAAAGUUGACAAAAAUGUUACAGAAGAAACUGUGAAGAUGCUUUUUUCAAACAUUGAAGAUAUACUUUCAGUUCAUAAAGAAUUUCUCACUGUGGUGGAAGAGUGUUUACAUCCUGAACCUAAUGCGCAACAGGAAGUUGGAACCUGCUUUCUUCACUUUAAAGAUAAGUUUCGUAUUUAUGAUGAAUACUGCAGUAACCAUGAAAAAGCACAGAAAUUACUUCUUGAACUUAACAAAAUAAGAACUAUAAGGACAUUUCUUUUGAAUUGUAUGCUACUUGGAGGAAGGAAGAAUACAGAUGUUCCAUUGGAAGGCUAUUUAGUAACACCAAUACAAAGAAUUUGCAAGUAUCCACUCCUUUUGAAGGAGUUACUGAAACGGACUCCAAGGAAACACAGUGACUAUGCAGUUCUGAUGGAAGCCCUCCAGGCCAUGAAAGCUGUUUGUUCCAACAUAAACGAGGCCAAGAGACAGAUGGAAAAAUUAGAAGUCUUGGAAGAAUGGCAAUCUCAUAUUGAAGGCUGGGAGGGUUCCAACAUCACAGAUACCUGCACUGAAAUGCUAAUGUAUGGGGUUUUGCUGAAAAUUUCUGCAGGAAAUAUUCAAGAACGGGUGUUUUUCCUUUUUGAUAAUCUUUUGGUAUAUUGCAAAAGAAAACACAGGCGGUUAAAGAAUAGCAAGGCCUCUACAGAUGGACACCGUUAUCUUUUUCGUGGCAGAAUCAAUACUGAAGUGAUGGAAGUUGAGAAUGUGGAUGAUGGAACAGCUGACUUCCACAGUAGUGGACAUAUUGUUGUUAAUGGUUGGAAGAUACAUAAUACAGCAAAGAAUAAAUGGUUUGUGUGUAUGGCUAAAACACCUGAAGAAAAGCAUGAAUGGCUAGAAGCUAUUAUGAAAGAAAGAGAAAAGCGAAAAGGCUUAAAACUGGGGAUGGAACAAGAUACUUGGGUUAUGAUUUCUGAACAGGGAGAGAAACUUUACAAAAUGAUGUGUCAACAAGGAAAUCUUAUCAAAGACAGAAAAAGAAAAUUGACUACCUUCCCUAAAUGUUUUCUUGGAAGUGAAUUUGUAUCCUGGUUGUUGGAGAUUGGUGAGAUUCAUAAACCUGAAGAAGGAGUUCAUUUGGGACAAGCACUAUUAGAAAAUGGAAUUAUUCACCAUGUUACUGAUAAACAUCAAUUCAAACCAGAACAGAUGCUAUAUAGAUUUCGCUAUGAUGAUGGGACAUUUUAUCCAAGAAAUGAAAUGCAAGAUGUGAUUUCCAAGGGUGUAAGAUUAUAUUGCCGCCUUCACAGUCUGUUUACUCCAGUGAUAAGGGAUAAAGAUUACCAUCUAAGGACAUACAAAUCUGUGGUCAUGGCCAACAAAUUGAUAGAUUGGCUAAUUGCACAGGGAGAUUGCCGGACCAGAGAAGAAGCAAUGAUCUUUGGCGUAGGUCUUUGUGACAAUGGAUUUAUGCACCAUGUCCUUGAAAAAAGUGAAUUCAAAGAUGAACCCCUACUUUUCCGUUUUUUUGCGGAUGAAGAAAUGGAAGGCUCAAACAUGAAACAUAGACUUAUGAAGCAUGAUUUAAAAGUUGUGGAAAAUGUUAUUGCUAAAUCAUUACUGAUUAAAUCUAAUGAGGGAAGCUAUGGUUUUGGAUUAGAAGAUAAAAAUAAAGUUCCAAUCAUUAAAUUAGUAGAAAAGGGAUCAAAUGCAGAGAUGGCUGGAAUGGAAGUUGGGAAGAAAAUUUUUGCCAUUAAUGGUGAUUUAGUUUUUAUGAGACCAUUCAAUGAAGUUGAUUGCUUCUUGAAAUCAUGCUUAAACAGCAAAAAGCCUCUUAGAGUUCUUGUGAGCACAAAACCAAGGGAGUAAGUUGUAAUAUUCAAUUCAAUAGAUGGUCUUGGAUUCAGAUUAGAGAGCAUUUGUCCUUCAGUAUUACAUUUUUGACAAUUUUCCCAAUGUUUUUUUAAAGGUACUGUGGCUGCAGCUGCGGGUCUUCACCCUGGACAGUGCAUAAUCAAAGUAAAUGGAAUUAAUGUCAGCAAGGAGACACAUGCCAGUGUAAUUGCCCAUGUCACAGCUUGUAGGAAAUAUAGACGACCAAUGAAGCAAGAUUCCAUACAAUGGGUCUAUAACAGUAUUGAGAGUGCCCAAGAAGAUCUUCAGAAAACAAACUCUAAACCUCCAGGAGAUGAUGGAGGGGAUGCUUUUGAUUGCAAAGUGGAAGAAGUAAUUGACAAGUUCAACACAAUGGCUAUCAUUGAUGGAAAGAAGGACCAUGUGAGUCUGACUGUAGACAAUGUCCACCUGGAAUAUGGUGUUGUAUAUGAAUAUGAUAGCACUGCAGGCAUAAAAUGCAAUGUGGUAGAAAAAAUGAUUGAACCCAAAGGUUUCUUCAGCUUGACUGCAAAGAUUCUUGAAGCUCUGGCCAAAAGUGAUGAACAUUUUGUGCAAAACUGCACUAGCUUAAACUCUUUAAAUGAAGUCAUCCCUGCUGAUCUUCAGAGUAAAUUUGGCACCAUUUGCAGUGAUAAAAUUGAGCACAUAUGUAGAAGAAUAUCCAGUUACAAAAAGUUUUCACGUGUACUUAAGAAUAGAGCCUGGCCUACCUUUAAACAGGCCAAGUCCAAAAUCUCCCCAUUGCACAGCAGUGAUUUUUGUCCCACUAAUUGCCACAUCAAUGUCAUGGAAGUCUCUUAUCCCAAAACCUCAACGUCCCUGGGGAGUGCCUUUGGAGUACAAUUGGACAACAGAAAACAUAAUUCCCAUGAUAAAGAAAAUAAAGUUUCUGAGCAAGGAAAACUCAAUCCUAUGGUAUAUAUCCAGCAUACUAUCACCACCAUGGCAGCCCCUUCAGGACUGUCUCUUGGACAGCAGGAUGGACAUGGCCUCCGGUAUCUGUUAAAAGAGGAGGACCUAGAAACACAAGACAUCUAUCAGAAAUUGCUGGGCAAGCUCCAGACUGCUUUGAAAGAGGUAGAAAUAUGUGUCUGUCAAAUAGAUGACCUUCUGUCUUCAAUAACAUAUUCUCCCAAAUUGGAACACAAAACAUCUGAGUCUUUAAUACCAACUGACAGUGACAAUGAGAAGGGAGAAAGGAAUGGGAAAAAGGUCUGUUUUAAUGUAGCAGGAGAUGAACAGGAAGAUUCAGGGCAUGACACUAUCAGCAACAGAGAUUCCUACAGUGAUUGUAACAGCAAUAGAAAUUCCAUUGCCUCUUUCACUAGCAUAUGCAGUAGCCAGUGCAGUUCCUAUUUUCACAGUGAUGACAUGGACUCGGGUGAUGAACUUCCUUUGAGCAUUCGUAUUUCUCAUGAUAAACAGGACAAGUUACAUGGCUGUUUAGAACAUCUUUUUAGUCAGGUGGACUCAAUUACCAAUCUUCUUAAAGGGCCUGCUGUGGUGAGAGUCUUUGAACAGACCAAGUACUUCACACCAGGUCGAGGAUUACAAGAGUUUCAACAGGAAAUGGAGCCUAAGUUAAGCUGUCCAAAAAGACUACGGCUUCACAUCAAGCAAGACCCUUGGAAUCUUCCCAGUAGUGUCCGUAAUCUUGCACAGAAUAUCAGAAGAUUUGUUGAAGAGGUGAAGAGUAGAAUACUUCUGGCUCUUCUUGAAUAUACAGACAGUGAGAUACAGCUCCGAAGAGACAUGGUUUUCUGCCAAAGUCUAGUAGCCACAGUCUGUUCUUUUUCUGAGCAACUAAUGGCUGCCUUAAAUCAGAUGUUUGACAAUAGCAAAGAGAAUGAGAUGGAGACUUGGGAAGCAAGUAGACGGUGGCUGGAACAGAUUGCCAAUGCAGGAGUUCUUUUUCACUUUCAGUCACUACUCUCACCCAAUUUGACUGAUGAACAAGCCAUGCUAGAAGAUACACUGGUUGCAUUAUUUGAUUUGGAAAAAGUUUCCUUUUAUUUCAGACCAGCAGAACAGGAACUACUAGUUGCAAAUGUACCUCUUACAUAUCAAGCAGAAGGAAGUCGGCAAGCUUUGAGAGUUUAUUUCUACAUUGAUAGCUAUCACUUUGAACAACUGCCUCAGAGAUUGAAGAAUGGAGGAGGAUUUAAAGUCCAUCCCGUUCUUUUUGCACAAGCACUGGAAAGCAUGGAAGGAUAUUAUUACAGAGACAGUGUUUCUGUGGAAGAAUUUCAAGCCCAGAUUAAUGCCGCUUCAUUGGAAAAAGUUAAACAGUAUAACCAGAAGCUUAGGGCUUUCUACCUGGACAAGUCAAAUUUACCUCCUAAUUCCACAUCAAAAGCUGCUUAUAUAGAUAAGCUCAUGAGACCUCUGAAUGCUUUGGAUGAACUCUAUCGCCUAAUAAUCUCAUUCAUUAGAUCUAAACGAACAGCAGCCUGUGCUUACACAGCAUGCAGUGCCUCAGGAGUUGGACUACUGUCAGUUUCUUCAGAACUCUGCAACAGACUAGGAGCAUGUCACAUCAUCAUGUGCAAUAGUGGAGUGCAUAGAUGCACUCUGAGUGUUACUCUAGAACAGGCUAUAAUUCUGGCUAGAAGUCAUGGAUUACCCCCCCGGUACAUCAUGCAAGCUACUGAUGUAAUGCGAAAGCAGGGAGCAAGAGUACAGAACACAGCCAAGAAUUUAGGAGUCAGGGACCGGACGCCACAAUCUGCUCCACGGUUGUACAAGUUGUGCCAACCACCUCCUCCUGCUGGAGAAGAAUGAAGCAAAAUUCUCACUAAGAAGGCAAAUAGCUGCUUCUGGAAUAAUGGACAAGAAGCCUGGGCUUUUCCUUGUAAAUCACAUUGUGACUCUGGAUAAACUUCCUGAACUAAAGAAAUUGUUUAUAUUUUUCCUAUCACUGUUACUUAUUAAGCAAAAAAGAAAAAAAAAACAGAUUUGGGAAUCUAAAUCUCAAUAUUUCUUCUGUAAGGAUAUAAGUAGCUAACUCAUUUUGCUGCUUUUUAACCUGGGAGAUUAUCACUGAAAAUGUGUUGCAAUUUCUAAUAGUCAGCUUAAACUCUCACAAAUCACUCUCUCAUCAUAAAUUAGCAUCAAAUAUCAAAUUUAAAAGGUAUUGCCAUUGGUUCUUGAAAUUUACAGAAAAUCAAAGAACAUUUCCAAUAACGAAACAAUGGAGUACUUUUUUUUUCAUUUCAUCCUAUUAAAGGCAUGAAUACUGACAGAUUUAAACUAUUUCAUUUUUUCAAAAUGUAAAGAAUAAUGUAAUCAACUCUUCUACUUUAGAAAAUUUGAUCAUUUAUUUCUGGAUUGUGGUUAUCCUUUUUAAAUACCCCUAAAUAUAUAUUUUUUUCUUUCUUUUUCUUUCUUUUCUUAUUUUGGGGUUGAAUAUGUGAGAACAUAUAUAAAUAUAAAUUUGAAUGCUUCUAAAAGAGAUGUUUAAAUAUUUUGUAGGCUGUGUCAUUCUCUUCCAUCUUUCUAAGCACUGGGAAAAUGAAUGAAAAUAGAUCUUUUUUUAGCUCACUUCCUGGAAUCCCCCAGGAUUCAAAGAUGGAUAAAUAGGAGAACUGGUAGGUAACAUACCUUUCAUAUGCUUUCUUUAUGAUCUUUAUGAUCCCCAAUGCAUUCUCUGGCCCACCAUUGUUCAUACCUGCUGUGAUCUAUGUGUAUAUAUGAAAAAAAUAUUGUCAGCUGAGGGCCAGCCUUGGAGUCAGAAUCCAGAUUCAAAUACUUCUCAGGUACUGAAGUACACAGCACUUGUUGUGUGACUUUGGGUAAGUCACUUAACUACUCAGUGACCCCAGCCAAUUCUAUUAAUAUUAAGUUAUAAAUGAGUUGUAUACCUGCCCCCAGAGAAGGGAACAUUGAUGUUAGGGAGAUUCCCACAGCAAUAAAAUCAUGACUCUGGAUGUUCCAGUCUCCAUCCAAAAAAAAAAAAAAAAAAAAAAAAAA
This is a messenger RNA of Sarcophilus harrisii (Tasmanian devil), 6516 nucleotides long. RefSeq names its product phosphatidylinositol-3,4,5-trisphosphate dependent Rac exchange factor 2 (gene PREX2). The record is from RefSeq and is a predicted model, not a curated record. Gene Ontology annotation, molecular function: protein binding; guanyl-nucleotide exchange factor activity. NCBI's taxonomy places the organism in Eukaryota, Metazoa, Chordata, Mammalia, Dasyuromorphia, Dasyuridae. The transcript has 40 exons. Gene Ontology annotation, biological process: intracellular signal transduction.